AGAAGAGCCUACUUCUCGUCGACGAGCAUAGCUAGAGCAUGGCCGACCUCAGGCAACGCAAGGCCAAGCUAGACCCCAGCCAGGCCCAGCUUCAGCAAGAGGCAGCAGCUGUCCUCGAGAAAGUGGCAGGCAAGCUUCAAUCAACAGCCCCUAGUCAGACAUGGACGCAGCAGGAUACCCUCACCUACCUUAUCCUCCCCGGCAUAUUCGCCGCGCUCGCCCUCUUCACGCGUCUUUGGCGCAUCGGACGCUCAGAGAUUGUCACCUGGGACGAGGCACACUUCGGCAAGUUCGCAUCCCACUACCUCAAGCGGGAAUUCUACUUUGAUGUGCAUCCACCGCUCGGCAAGAUGCUCAAUGGCCUUGCAGGCUACAUCGCAGGCUACGACGGCUCAUUCGAAUUCAAGUCUGGUGAAAAGUACCCCGAGGGCCUUAACUUUGUCUUUAUGCGCGUCUGGAACGCAAUGUUUGGUGCAGCAUGUAUUCCCCUCGCCUACUUCACCGCUCUUGACUUGGGCUUGUCUUUACAAGCAACAUGUCUUGUGACAUUGAUGGUCCUCUUUGACAACACCUACGCCACCAUCUCCCGCUUCAUCCUGCUCGACAGCAUGCUCCUCUUCUUCACCUUCACAACCAUGUUUUGCCUGGUCAAGUUCCACACCUAUAGGAAUCGCGAGUUUUCAUACCGCUGGUUCAAGUGGCUCACCCUCAUGGGUGUCUCGAUUGGUUGUGUGUGCAGCAUUAAGUGGGUUGGCAUGUUUGGCACAGCGCUCUGUGGCCUCUACACCAUGCAUGACCUCUGGGACAAGCUUGGUGACUUGCGCAUGUCGAAAGUCACCUAUGCAAAACACUGGGCGGCUCGCAUUACCUCAUUGAUUGUGGUGCCUGUUGCUGUGUAUGCAUUCAUGUUUUACAUUCACUUCCAGGUCCUCGAAAAUAGCGGGCCGGGCGAUGCUCAGAUGCCGUCGUUGUUUCAGGCAAACUUGCGUGGCACAGACUUGCUCUCAUCGCCCUUGGAGCUGGCUAUCGGCUCGCGUGCCACCAUCAAGAAUAUGGGCUACGGUGGUGGUCUCCUCCACUCGCAUGUCCAGACCUUCCCAGAAGGCUCACAGCAGCAGCAGGUGACGUGUUAUCACCACAAGGAUGCCAACAACGAUUGGUUCUUCUACCCGGCUCGUGAGGAACCGGAGUACAACCCAGAUGACACGACUGCCCCAUUGCGCUUCUUAAAGGACACAUCGAUCGUGCGACUCGUUCAUGCUCAAACAGGACGCAACUUGCACAGUCACUCGAUUGCUGCACCUGUUACAAAGGGCGACAAUGAAGUGUCUUGUUAUGGUAACUUGACGGUUGGUGAUGACAAGGAUCAUUGGCGCAUGGAAGUCGUCUCAGAUAUCCGUUCUCGCGACCGAAGCCGUGUGCGUACACUCACGAGUGCUGUACGAUUCAAGCAUGUCUCUGGAAACUGUUAUCUCCGUGCGGCCAACGUCAAUCUCCCACAAUGGGGUUUCAAACAAAUUGAAGUAACGUGUGAUAAGAAAUCAAAGCCCUCGGAUGUCUUUUCCCACUGGAACAUUGAGAGUCAUUGGAAUGAUCGUUUGCCGCCAGCGUCCGCCGCUGAUUUCAAGUCACCCUUCUGGCGCGAUUUUGUUCACUUGAAUGUGGCCAUGAUGACGAGUAACAAUGCACUGGUGCCGGACCCGGACAAGGCAGAUGAACUGGCCAGUCAAGCGUGGCAGUGGCCGAUUGCUUGGGUGGGUUUGCGUAUGUGUGGUUGGGAUGAUGGUACCGUCAAGUACUUCUUGCUCGGUAAUCCUGCUGUGUACUGGUGGUCCACUGCGAGUUUGGUCAUCUUGGGUGUGUUGGUGACUUACCAUGUCCUCCGCUGGCAACGGUCGAGCCCAGCACUCACAGCACGGGAAGUGGACAAAUUGAUCUAUGCGGGCAUCUACCCUGCCAUUGGUUGGUUCCUCCACUACAUUCCCUUCUUCAUCAUGGGUCGUGUGCUGUAUGUGCACCACUACUUCCCAGCCCUGUGGUUCGCCAUUCUCGUGACAGGCUACUUGUUUGAUCACUUCACCGCUCGCUUGCCAAAAGGUCAACGACAGAUCAUCUUUUGGACGGCAUAUGCCAUCAUCACAGGUCUCUUUGUUCUAUUUGCUCCCUUCACCUUCGGUAUGGUUGGGAAUGCCUAUAAGUACAGACACCUGCAAUGGUUCAAGUCUUGGCGCGUGCACAAUGGCGAGCCGGCGACCUUUUUGGGAGAAGUGGCGAGUACGGCACAGGCGUUGCAGGAGGGUGCCCAGGCAGUGGUGGAGAGUGUGUCUGAGGGUCUUGUUGGUGCAUGAGUCUCUCCUGACUAGAAUCUCCUGAGUCUCCGUGCUCUUCCCCUUAAUUCACUUCUGGUACAAAAUAGAUUGCUGACAUAAUCCCCUGCACGUGCCUGCUCCACUCAGAAACUCAAUUUCAACCAGCAUCCAGCAG
Protomyces lactucae-debilis is the source of this 2484-nucleotide messenger RNA. Its product is annotated as O-mannosyl transferase. Gene Ontology annotation, biological process: protein O-linked glycosylation via mannose. The transcript has 3 exons. NCBI's taxonomy places the organism in Eukaryota, Fungi, Ascomycota, Taphrinomycetes, Taphrinales, Protomycetaceae. The record is from RefSeq and is a predicted model, not a curated record. Gene Ontology annotation, molecular function: dolichyl-phosphate-mannose-protein mannosyltransferase activity. Gene Ontology annotation, cellular component: endoplasmic reticulum; membrane. Bases 39 to 2348 code for a protein of 769 amino acids.